UUGAUUGCUUUUCGAGAUCCAGGACCCAUUCCUACCUUCCCCAGGUAGGGUGGCUGCCACCUGCCAUGCGCGAGUUUCUCAAUGUGAGCACCACCCUGACGCUGGCGGCAAUCGGUGCCUGCACCUUGCUGCUGGCUGGAGAUGCGCUGGCCUUUACGUCAGGUGUGAGCCGUGGCCCACAGCUGCCACCCCAUGUCUCAGGAGCAUCCUCCCUGGCAGGCAGCAGCUUGCCCUUUGCGUCUGCACAGGAGGUGAUGGGAGCCAAGGGCGUGGUGUGCUUUGGCAUGGGUUUCGGUAUUCUCAUGGCGCUGAGCCGCGGGUUGUCCCAGUCUCGAGUGUCUUGCAAGGCAUCUUUUGAGCAACCAGGCAGCCUCGUGGUGAAGGAAAAGGACACGGACAUUUCCAAAAUUGCUUACCUGCAGGAUGUCCCUCGCACCAUCAUUGAGAAGGACACUUUGGAGAAGCUGCUUAAGGUCACUCCACGCGACCAGUGGGAAGACCCACCUGAGGACACAUACCUCUACACCCUGAAGACAUUUGCGGAGGUGUAUGGCCCUGGCAAGGCAACUAAGAUGGGCUGGUGGGACUAUUUCAGGCUGAAGGUGGACUUGCCUGACACUGCUGAGCUGCAGGAUGAAGAGGAUGCACUCUAUGUCAGUGAGUACUAUAGACUCAUGAUGGAGGGCAAGGUUCCUUUUGCUGUUCCUGGCCCAGCAGGAUACUGGUACACCGGUGCCAUCAUUCAGUGGAAGGGCAAGGAGCCAUUCGCAGGCGACCAAGUGCAGACCCUGUUGGAGAAUGGCCGAUGGAGCAAGCAGUUCUUGAGCAAUUUGGCUUUCUACCGUGAGGGUCUGAAGCCAUGGCAGCGUGGACUGGAGAUUGGAAUGGCCCACGGCUACUUCCUGAUUGGACCCUUCACUUCCUUGGGUCCCUUGAGAAACACUCCAGAGGCAGCCACUGUUGGCCUGUUGUGCGGCUGUGCGAUUGUGGGCAUUGUUUCCGUGGGCGGCUUGAUCUUCGGCAGCACCAUCAAGCCAACCCGUUUCGACAAGCCAGGCGACAAGCCCGCAGCAGGCUUCAUUGAGAUGAUCAACUGGCAUGCGAUUGGUGGCCUGGGUGGGGCUGGCUUUGCUCAUGCCCUCAUCACGAUCUUUGGGUCCUGAGAAGAGAGCAACUUUUUUGAAGGUUUGGACGCGUUGCACAGAUUGACAUCUUGCAAAGUGUCAAGUCAAUUCAAUACUCGUCCUUGUGAGGCUA
This is a messenger RNA of Cladocopium goreaui, 1257 nucleotides long. The record is from the annotation of a GenBank genome assembly. NCBI's taxonomy places the organism in Eukaryota, Dinophyceae, Suessiales, Symbiodiniaceae.